Molecule: messenger RNA, 1654 nt
Organism: Prunus avium (sweet cherry)
Lineage: Eukaryota; Viridiplantae; Streptophyta; Magnoliopsida; Rosales; Rosaceae
Product: Transducin/WD40 repeat-like superfamily protein
Biological process (GO): ribosomal large subunit biogenesis
Cellular component (GO): nucleolus; preribosome, large subunit precursor
Molecular function (GO): protein binding
Source: RefSeq, a predicted model, not a curated record
CUGAGGGUUAGGGUUUAAGGGUUUCUCUCUUUCGCAAAUUCUGUGACUGGGUUGAAGCAGAGAGUAAAACAUGCCUCGUACGACCACACUCGAUUGUCCCGGUUGCCCUCCACUUCGAGCUCUAACCUUCGACGAGCUUGGUCUCAUAAAAGUUAUUGAAGCUCGAGAUAAGCAAGGAAGAGCAAAACCUAAGGUGGUUGAGAGGUGGGGCGACCCAGAUUCCUCUAAAUGUGUGCUCGCCGCCUCUAUCCAUGACCGAAAAUCUGACCCAUUACUAGCUGUUGCAAGAAGAAAUGGCACGGUUGAAGUUCUUAAUCCUCUUAAUGGGGAUCUCCGUUUCGCAGUCUCCAAUGCCAGUAAUAAUGGCGUUCAGCCUGAAGAUGACCCCGUUGCUGGAUUGCAUUUAUUUGCCAAAAAGAAGUUGGAAUUGGCUUCUAGGUCUUGCACUUUGCUCACGUGUACAACAAAAGGAAAUGCAAGCAUAAGAUCCUUUGAAGUGAAUAAACCAUCCGCAGAUGUUUCUUCUACUGGGUCUUCUAGAACAUGGAGUAUAGGUGAUGGCGGCUGUAUCUUAUGUUCUAAAGUGGAUGGAAGUGAAAACUAUUUUUUAUUGGGAGGGAAGCGUGUUGAGAUGAAUGUCUGGGAUCUUGACAGCUGUGCCAAGAUUUGGACAUCAAAACCUCCUCCUAAAAACAGCCUUGGUAUCUUUACCCCAACUUGGUUCACAUCUGCCACAUUUUUGAGUAAAGAUGAUCAUCGUAAAUUUGUUGCUGGCACCAACAGCCAUGAGGUUCGUCUUUAUGACAUUUCUGCUCAGCGAAGACCUGUCAUAUCAUUUGAUUUUCGGGAGACUGCUAUUAAAUCUGUUGCUGAAGAUCUAGAUGGCUAUACCAUCUACGUAGGGAAUGGAUCUGGUGACCUCGCUUCUUUUGACAUACGCACAGGUAAAUUGUUAGGUUGCUUUUUGGGAAAGUGUUCAGGUAGUAUAAGAUCCAUAGCAAGGCACCCUGAGUUUCCAGUGAUAGCGUCAUGUGGAUUGGAUAGCUACCUACGGCUUUGGAAUGUGAAGACGCGGCAACUACUUUCUGCUGUUCACCUGAAGCAGCAUCUGACAAACGUUCUUUUUGAUUCCAAUUUUGCUGAUGAAGAAGCAGAAGUUGCCCAUUCUGCAGCAGAUUGGCCGCUGCAUGAAGAUGAGAGAGGUGAGGGCGAAACACCUCCUGUGAAAAGGAAGAAAUCGAAGGAAAAGAAAGGAAUCAAGAAGGAUGCUGAAGCAAAAAGUGGAAACAAGGAAUCUUCUGAAGAAUAUGGAGGCAAGAAGGUGAAAUCCAAGAACAGUAGCAAAAGAUUAAAAAUGUGAAGAUCUCAGCGAUACAUCAUGAUCCUGAUGGCGGCAAAGUACGGAGUAUUUAUAUGCUCGUGUAACAGGGGAGGGGGUGGUGCCAAACAUGCCAAGGGUGAAAGGCAAUUGCUGCCCAACAAAUUUUUUAUAAAAGAAAAAAAAAACAUUAGCAAUAUUGUCAAUUGGUUUCUCUUGGCCCUGUGGAGCAAGGAAAUCGGUGAAAUAGUUGAUUAUUGUGGUUCACAUAUUAUUCGGGGGUAAGGGUGAUCCAACUGAUAAUCUUUUUGAAUGAAAGUGCAAGUUUUUCAGCAA